UUCAGAGGAGAAAGAGAACUACUGAAGUUGCUGGGCACCUGUGCUGUUGCCUCGUUAACGUACGGGAUGGAUCAGGUGGUUAUCACAGCCACAUCAACUACCUCGCUUAAUACAAGCUUUCAAAGUGGUGGCACUUACCAUUAUCCCAGUACCGUUUAUCCACCAUUUAAGUCUCCCUACUUGGAUUCUGAAAAGUCAUGGAUAUCGAACCUCCAUAUGGAUCCUUUCCUAUUACCGAUAGCUGCUGCUAGCUCGACGACCUCUACAAUUUCGGCACAAAUUUCACCGUUAUCGCCGAUUCCAGCAUCAUUAUUCUUCCCUCUCCAAAGUAUUCCUUUUAGUCCAUCCGUGAUGAUACAACGCCCAUCUACCACAGUAUCCAGUGUUAGCAACUGUACAUCCAAAACCUUAUCUGGUUCCGGACGGUCCAGUGCAUCGUUAAAUGCGGAUGUAGUCCCACCUUCUACCUGGGGAUCGCAAGAUAGUGGACGAGCAACGGGAGGUUUGGCUUCGUCACUAAGUCCGGCUGAUGAUACAGCACCACGAAGGAGUUCAGAAAUGCGAUCUGUUUAUGAGUUUGAGAUACCUAAUACAUUAGUUGGAUUGAUCAUUGGUAUCAAAGGCAAAACUAUAAAGGAACUGUGCCUUCGUACGGAAGUGAAAAUGAUUAUCAGGCCUCAUCAUACACCAUCAAAAUUAGAAACGCAUCAGAUUUGCGCUGUGGAAGGAUCACGUGAAAAUAUCAAUAGAUGUCUACGAAUGAUGCGGCGCCGUUUUCCUGCUGCUCGUUUUCCGGAAUUGAAUUUAAAACCUGUACUGCCACCGCCAUUUCCUGACCCACCAACAACACUUUAUGGCACGAGGCCUGUGCAGUUAACAUUGCCGGAGGGUGAGCGCUGUCGAGUAAUUUGCUCAGCUACCAUUGAUGUCGGCCAUUUCUUCCUUCAACAACCGCAACACCCAACAUUUAACGCACUGCAGCGGCUAGACUACUAUAUGCUUGGCGUCUAUAUGCAGCCAGCAGGUGUACCUGAUUUACCGAAACCAGUAGACGUCGAUAAGUUAUGUGUUGCACCAGCUUUUGAUGGUUGGUUUCGUGCAGUAACACUUGAUUACUACCAGGAAGAGGAUGAAGUUAUGGUAAGAUAUGUAGAUUAUGGUGGUUAUGGUCGUCUUCCAAGAAGCGAUUUAAGACAAAUAAGAACUGAUUUCAUGACGCUGCCGUUUCAAGCUAUUGAAUGUUAUUUGGCACAUGUUAUGCCCGUGGACGGAACAACAAAAUGGUCCGAUGAAGCACUGAAGUUGUUCCAAACGUUAACGCAUGGUCGUUUGCUGGAAUGUUAUGUUGUCGGUUAUCAUAUUGAAGAUUCAAGACCAUUUGUCGAAAUAUUCGCAACUGAUGAAAAUAAUAGGGUGGAUCGAAUUGAUAGUGCUCUGUUAGAUGCAAACCUUGCGAAGGCAUGGGAUCCGUCGAAGGUUAGACCAGUUCUUCCAAGGCCAGCACCACCAUUAUCAACCACACUUUUGCUUGGUCGUAGUGGGAAUGAAAUUUUUGUCACAGAAUGAAGAUCGGGAAGAGUGUAAAACAGUUCAUUUAUUGAAAUGAUGCAAAAAAAAAAAAUGUUUAUGCACAGAGCAUUCUGUUUUUGUCAGCAAUUACAUUACAAUAACUCUUAAUGAGUGGAAAUUUUUUCGCGGC
Messenger RNA from Loa loa (African eye worm), 1699 nucleotides. RefSeq lists its product as hypothetical. The record is from RefSeq and is a predicted model, not a curated record. Gene Ontology annotation, molecular function: RNA binding. Bases 67 to 1566 code for a protein of 499 amino acids. Lineage: Eukaryota; Metazoa; Nematoda; Chromadorea; Rhabditida; Onchocercidae. The transcript has 9 exons.